Phacochoerus africanus (Common warthog) is the source of this 2806-nucleotide messenger RNA. RefSeq names its product LEM domain nuclear envelope protein 2 (gene LEMD2). The transcript is spliced from 9 exons. Gene Ontology annotation, molecular function: chromatin DNA binding. Lineage: Eukaryota; Metazoa; Chordata; Mammalia; Artiodactyla; Suidae. Bases 114 to 1697 code for a protein of 527 amino acids. Gene Ontology annotation, cellular component: nuclear inner membrane. Gene Ontology annotation, biological process: nuclear envelope organization; negative regulation of BMP signaling pathway. The record is from RefSeq and is a predicted model, not a curated record.
ACCCUUCCCAUCAUGGCGUGGGGCCCCGCCCGCUCCGCCGCGGCCGCCGGCGGGAACAGUUCCGGGUGCGGUGCUGUGAGCGCCGGGGCCGGGCAGGGGGCGGUGUCCUGGCCAUGGCCGGCCUGUCGGACCUGGAGCUGCGGCGGGAGCUACAGGCCCUGGGCUUCCAGCCGGGACCCAUCACCGACACCACCCGGGACGUCUACCGCAACAAGCUGCGCCGCCUGCGGGGCGAGGCCCGGCUGCGCGGCGAGGAGCGGCUGCGGGAGGAGGCCCGGGCGCGGGGCGAGGAGCGGCUGCGGGAGGAGGCCCGGCUGCGCGGCGAGGAGCGGCUGCGGGAGGAGGCCCGGCUGCGCGGCGAGGAGCGGCUGCGCGAGGAGGCCCGGCUGCGCGAGGAGGCGCCGCUGCGCGCCCGGCCGGCCGCCGCCUCCCUUCGGUCGGAGCCCUGGCUCUCCUCACCGGCCUCGGGCUCGGCCUACGCGCCUUCCGGGGCCUAUGGCGACCUCGGGGUCUCCGCGCCCUCCUGGUCGGGGAGCCGCGGCCUCGCCUACUCCUCCCGCCCUGCGCCGCUCGGACGCCGCGCUUCGACCCGGGGCAGCUCGGAGGAGGACGAGGACUCCCGGACGCCCGAUAGGGUGGCGCCGAGGCCGGGCCACGGAGUCCGCCGCUGGUGGGCCUCGGCCCCGACUCCGGCGCGGCCGUCCUCCGCCCUCUUCAGCCCCGACCCGCGCCCGGGCCUGCGACCGACGAGAACGGGUCCCACGGGCGCGGCGCGGGCCCGGCCCGAGGUGGGGCGGCGGCUGGAGCGCUGGCUGUCGCGGCUGCUGCUCUGGGCCAGCCUGGGGUUGCUGCUCGCCUUUCUGGGCAUCCUCUGGGUGAAGAUGGGCCAGCCCUCGGCGCCGCAGGAGGCGCGAGACAGCAUGAAAUUAUUGCCAGUGGACUGUGAGAGAAAAACAGAUGAGUUCUGUCAGGCCAAACAGAAGGCGGCCUUGCUGGAGCUGCUGCACGAACUCUACAACUUCCUGGCCACCCAAGCCGGUAAUUUUGAGUGUGGAAAUCCAGAGAAGCUGAAAAGCAAAUGCAUCCCUGUAACGGAAGCCCAGGAGUACAUAGCAAACGUGACCAGCAGCUCCUCUGCCAAGUUUGAAGCCGCGCUGACCUGGAUCCUAAGCAGCAACAAGGAUGUGGGCAUCUGGUUGAAAGGGGAGGACCCAUCUGAGCUGGUGACGACAGUGGACAAGGUGGUCUGCCUGGAGUCUGCCCGGCCCCGAAUGGGGGUCGCCUGCCGCCUAAGCCGAGCCCUGCUCACCGCCGCCACCCACGUGCUCAUCUUCUUCUGGUGCCUGGCCUUUCUGUGGGGGCUGCUGAUCUUCCUGAGGUACCGGUGGCGGAAGCUGGAAGAGGAGGAGCAGGCCAUGUACGAGAUGGUGAAGAAGAUUAUAGACGUGGUACAGGACCACUACGUGGACUGGGAGCAGGACAUGGAGCGCUACCCGUACGUGGGCAUUCUGCAUGUGCGCGACACCCUCAUCCCCCCGCAGAGCCGGAGGCGCAUGAAGCGGAUCUGGGACCGGGCCGUGGAGUUCCUGGCCUCCAACGAAUCCCGGAUCCAGACAGAGUCCCACCGAGUGGCCGGGGAAGACAUGCUGGUGUGGCGGUGGACCAAGCCCUCCGCCUUCUCUGACUCGGAGCGAUAGGCCCUGCGUGGGGGCCUGUUCCUCUUCAGCCUGACCUAGGCCAGUCCCCCAGGGGCGUGAGGGGCCGCUGUCCUGCCAGUGCUGUGUUCACACUUGCCUUGACGUUCCCCCGCCUCCUGACCCUGCCUGCAGAGGCUCCGUGAGACUCUCAGAGCUGACCUCAGGGGAACGUGCGGCUCCUUGGAGGGCAGGGUGGAGGUGCUCUGCCCUGUUUUGCUGGCAGAGAAGGGUUGAAGGGUUUGUGUGUCAUGAAAAGAUAAAGCACGAUAGCCAUGAGACCCUGAGAGCAAGUGUGCAGCUGGGCGGGCGCCAGGCAGCAAGUGGGCCGGGUUGCGGGCCAGGUGGCUGGGGGGGAGCAGCUUGGUUAUGUGCCUUUGGGGGUGUCGGAGCUCCAGGGGAGGGAGGCCUGUCCUCCAGCUAAUCGGGCCCCUGACCCCAGAGGGGAGGUGCUAGAAACCAGGACGGGUGCUGAGGGAGAGCUGGCCAGGCCCACAGGCCUCGGGCCAGGAGGUCAGCAGCUGGUGUGGCCUCCGGGUGGAACCAGGAGUGGGCCCAGCCCAGAGCAGGGGGGAGGGCCAUGGCUGCUGCUGGGCACCCGGCGGGAGGCAGCGUCCAGGACCCCGGGACCUGGUGCUUGCUGUGGGCAAAGACCACCCUGUUCCCGCGACCACGGCCCCCGCCCUGGCAGGUGGACGAGAACUUCAGCACAGCGCUGCUGCCGUGAGGGGGCUGGGUGCAGGGCCUCCAGAUAUAGCCACGGGGCCUUGUUAGUGCGAAGAGCCUCCAGCAGUGGUGCCCCGCGUGCUCUUCCACAGCAGGCAGAAGAGGAGCCGGCCAAGGAGACAGAACAGCUGCCUCCAAAGGCUUUACCCACCCCUUUCUGGUCUUAUCAGUAUUUUUUGUUUCCUUAAUAAAGCUCCAGUGUCCUUCAUUUGAGCAAUACUCUCUCAUUUCCUCUGAUGUCCGGGUGAUCGGCGGGGCUGCGAUCCAAGCGCCAGCCCCGUGGCAAAGCAGCAGUCUCCUAAUCAGGCUCCAGCCGAAGAGGAAGAGACUGCAGGCCCCGUAUCAGGGUUGAAACUGCUGGAUAAAUAAACUAUUUAUUAAAAAUG